AUAAACACGAGCCGGCGCCGCCACGACCGAUCAGCUGAUUCACGGUCACUCAGAAUUUACCCUGAAGAAAGUCGUCACUGCAACUUAACCGAGCCAUGGCAACGUCAAACGGUUUGGGUUUGAAGGGAAAAGUGGCCAUAGUCACAGGUGCAACAUCUGGUAUUGGCCGAGGCUGUGCAAUUGACUUAGCACGGGAAGGAUGCUAUAUUGUUAUUACAGGCCGGAAUGUUUCGGCUCUUCAGGAAGUUUCUAAGCUAUGCUAUGAGGCUGGAGUACCUGAGGGCAAGGUGUUGAGCUUAGAGGCUGAUUUAAGUAAAGAUGAAGAUUGCAAACGGGUUGUGUCAUCAACCAAGUCGCAUUUUGAUCGCAUUGACAUUUUGGUAAAUAGUGCAGGAAUCCUUACCCCUGGUGGUAUAGAGAAACUGACAGUAGAGCAAUAUGAUCUUCAAAUGAACAUCAACACUCGCUCUGUAUUCCUUAUGAUGAAGCUGGCCUUGCCUCAUCUUUUGGAAACUAAGGGAAAUAUUGUCAACAUUUCUUCUGUUACUGGUCUGAGAGCAUUUCCUGGAGUAGUAGCUUACAACAUGAGCAAGGCAGCUGUGGACCAGUUAACCCGUUCUGUAGCACUUGAAGUUGCAGAGCGUGGUGUUCGUGUUAAUGCUGUCAAUCCUGGAGUUAUAGUAACCGAAGUACACAAGAGAGGUGGCAUGAGUGAAGAGGAUUAUAAAAAGUUUCUGGAACAUGGAAAGAUAACUCAUGCUAUGGGUCGAGUUGGAGAGGUGGAAGAGGUAUCCAGAGCUGUGGUGUUUUUGGCUUCAGACAAUGCUUCUUUUAUCACAGGUGUUACCUUGCCUGUUGACGGUGGGAGGUCUAUAAUGUGCCCACGAUAAUGAUGUUGCCUUCAUAAAGAUAUUGUAUACUUAGCAUUAAUGUGGUAUCCCCUUCCCAUCAUUGGCAUUGUUUUCAAGUGAACCUUGUUUACUCCAAUUAUUAAUGUUUUGAUUGAGAUUUUUACAUUUCAUAUUAAACAAAAUCUGUAACUACAUUUUAA
Molecule: messenger RNA, 1051 nt
Organism: Penaeus chinensis
Lineage: Eukaryota; Metazoa; Arthropoda; Malacostraca; Decapoda; Penaeidae
Product: 3-oxoacyl-[acyl-carrier-protein] reductase FabG-like
Exons: 6
Coding region: 96-890 (264 amino acids)
Molecular function (GO): oxidoreductase activity
Source: RefSeq, a predicted model, not a curated record